CCCUUUAUGUCGUUUCAUAUCCUCUACAUAAAAUUCAAUCAUUUUGAUCAAUUUGCGUUUAAUUUCUUCGUGAAGGAAAAAAGGAAGAAGAUCGUCAUGUUGGCUAUAUUUCACAAGGCUUUUGCUCACCCACCUGAGGAGCUCAACAGUCCUGCGUCUUACAAUGGCAGCACGAAGCCUAAGCUUCCUGAUGAAACUCUCAAAGAGUUCCUUUCUCAUCAUCCUCACAACACCUUCUCCAUGAGCUUUGGAUCCGCCGCCGUUCUUGCCUAUGUUCGCCCCGACGGCCCUUUCUCACUUCAUCAACGGUUGUUCUGUGGGUUUGAAGACAUAUACUGCCUGUUCUUGGGGAGCUUGAAUAACUUGUGGUCUCUGAAUAAGCAGUAUGGUCUAACAAAGGGCACGAACGAGGCCAUGUUUGUGAUCGAAGCUUUCCGGACCCUUCGUGACAGGGGUCCAUACCCAGCUGACCAGGUUGUGAAGGAUCUUGAUGGGAGCUUUGCAUUUGUUGUCUAUGACAGCAAGGGUGGAACCGUCUUUGCUGCACUGGGUUCUGAUGGUGGAGUGAGACUGUAUUGGGGUACUGCAGCUGAUGGGUCUGUGGUGAUUUCUGAUGAUUUGGAGGUCAUCAAAGCUGGCUGUGCCAAAUCUUUUGCUCCCUUCCCAACAGGGUGUAUGUUCCACAGUGAGGGAGGGUUGAUGAGCUUUGAGCAUCCGAUGUACAAGAUGAAAGCAAUGCCAAGAGUAGAUAGUGAAGGGGCCGUGUGUGGGGCCAACUUCAAGGUUGAUAAGUACGCAAGGGUCAACAGCAUUCCACGUGUGGGAAGUGAAGCCGAUUGGACCGUUUGGGACUUGCAUUAGCGAAAUUUGGAUCCAUGUGCUGUCACACCAUAUCGUAGCCACGAAUUUACCCUUUUUUUUUUCUUUUUUUUUUUCUUCUUCUUCUUCUAAGUUCUUGUUUUUACUUUGUAUGUUUGUUUUUCCCCAUGAACGAACCUGUAUACAUAUUGGGAUGGAUCUGCAGUAAAUUAACCUCCUUUCUACAAUA
Messenger RNA from Corylus avellana, 1048 nucleotides. NCBI's taxonomy places the organism in Eukaryota, Viridiplantae, Streptophyta, Magnoliopsida, Fagales, Betulaceae. The record is from RefSeq and is a predicted model, not a curated record.